GUCGACUCGAGCGCACACACCAUGAAAACGACUCACCCAUUGGGCGCACCCUUUGAUCCCAAGUGCUAUCUCUAUCACUCGGUUAUGGCUAUACUCGCGUCCACUGCUUUCGGGAAGCGAUAUCAAUUAGAUGACAAAGACCUCGCAUUUUAUGGCGAAAGUCUUGAGUUCAUGCAAAGCCGGACGAGUCUAUUGGCGGCCAUCGAUCGCAUACCACUCUUAAGACUGAUCCCAAAAUACGGCAAUUAUGAGCGCAAAGUGUUUGAAACGGCCAGAGAUGUGACCAAUAGUUGUAAACAGCAAUAUAUGGCUCACCUGAAGACCCAUUCCUCGGGAGUCGUCAAUGACUUCUGCGACGCUCUCAUUGAGGCUAAAGAGAAGGCCAUUAAAACUGAUGGGCAAGGAUAACGCGGAGGCUUUCAAUGAUAACAACCUUUCACUCGUUAUUAAGAAUUUAUUCGCAGGUUUGAAAACAAUGAUUAAAUUAAUUCUUUAUAUAAGUAUUUUAUAUAUUGCAACGGGAACCGACACAACACAGUAUACUCUGCAAUGGAUUGUAUUAUUGAUGGCAAACAACACUGAAAUGCAGAUUCAGAUGAGGGAUGAGAUCGAGUCUGUGAUCGGCGAUAGAGUGGCCAC
Messenger RNA from Medioppia subpectinata, 639 nucleotides. The record is from the annotation of a GenBank genome assembly. NCBI's taxonomy places the organism in Eukaryota, Metazoa, Arthropoda, Arachnida, Sarcoptiformes, Oppiidae.